Molecule: messenger RNA, 1410 nt
Organism: Ixodes scapularis (black-legged tick)
Lineage: Eukaryota; Metazoa; Arthropoda; Arachnida; Ixodida; Ixodidae
Exons: 1
Coding region: 40-1410 (456 amino acids)
Molecular function (GO): zinc ion binding; nucleic acid binding
Source: RefSeq, a predicted model, not a curated record
CACAAGCUGUGUCAUGCUAGUGAAAGAGCUCACCCAAUCAUGUACCGUAGAACGUCCUACGUCACACCGUUCCUCGCCUUGAUAAAGGCGCACUUCGUAACAAUAAACAUUAUUCAUCACCCGACUGGCGGCCCGCUUACAUGGUGGCAGCGGUGCCCAGUCGAGAUGUCGAAACCGUCAACGCCGCCGAUGCCCCCAUUGCCGUCAACGCUGCUGCCGCCACCGAAGCCCCUGGACACAUCAGGCGACGCAUGGCUCGGAUGGAAAAAUUGGAAACGUGAGUUCGCCUUGUUUUCCACCGCUACGCAAUUGAGCAAUCAGCCAGAGGAAGUGCAGGCAGCAACCUUACUAAUAACAAUCGGAGAAGAAGCCAGAAAGGCGUACGAGACCUUUAAGUUCACUACAGAUGAAGAAAGAAACAGUGUAGAAGUACUGAUUCAAAAGUUCGAAGAAUACUACAAGCCCGCUACAAACCUGACUUUCCAGGAAUUCAGAUUUGGGUCAAGAGACCAAAAAGAAGGUGAACCUUUCAACGAAUGGUUAACAGAGCUAAGGAUUCUAGCUAAGAAUUGCGAAUUUGGAGAGCUAGAAGAUCGGAUGCUACGCAGCCGUAUCAUCCUAGGAGUUCGAGACAAGAGCUUGCAGCGGAAAUUACUUGUUGAAAACCCAACCUACGAAAAGACCGUUGAGCUGUGUCGCCUUCAAGAACAAGGGCAGGAAAAGUUCCGAGAGAUUACUGGAACAGCGCAAGGCGCAUCUGAGACAACUAUUAAUGCUGUUGCUGCGAAAAAGAGUCCCUGCUCUAGGUGCGGCUAUUUUACUCACCGCGGCGAAACCUGCCCAGCAAAAGGAAAAACGUGCAAGAAAUGUGGAAGGCUUAAUCACUUUGCUCAAGUGUGCAAGACGCCUGUACUUCAACAAAGCGCGAAUAAACCGAAGAAAGAACUACGCGCUCUGCACACCGAAAGUGACGAGGAAUUCUUUCUCGAAGCAUUAACGGUAAACUGGGUCGAGACCGACAAAUGGAGCGCGUCAGUUCACAUUGAGGGCAAACCAAUGGCGUGCAAGCUAGAUACGGGCGCUAACUGCUGCGUCAUAUCAAUGCAAGACGCCGUAAAGCUUUCAGAUAAGCCUCGGCAAGAGUGUCAAGUGACGCUAACUGCGUUUUUCGGAAACGACGACUGCUCACGAGAAAGUAAAAUUGCUUCUUUCCGGAAACGGCAGAGAGCACGAAGAACUCUUCUUUAUCGUAAAACAACAUGUGCCGAUCACGUUGAGCGGAUCCGUUGCCGAGCGCCUGGGACUUCUGUACCGGGUGCAGAAUGUUCAUCUAGAGAACUUGUACCAAGCCGCACAACCUUUUGCAGAAGUUUUCAAAGGCCUUGGGCAAUUGAAAGAUGUCGAGUAUGA